AUGAAAUCUAGUCUUUAGGAGAGGCUUCUGGAUGAUUUGCACCUUCUCAAGGAUCCAGAUCUUGAUGGUGGUGAUGACGACUCCGAAGAGACUGUGGGUGAUGAGGACAGCGUCGAGGAGGCUGAGGUCGAAGCCGAUCAUUCAUUGAGCGUGGCACCUACCAUAUCGAGAGACAACAGUCAGCUCAACUCAUGUGAGUCGACAUGGGCUUCACAAUUUCGGAUUGGUGAGGAAAUUUCACGCCGACUAGCCACCAUGAUAGACCGCGGCAAUUAUGGAAGUGAGUGA
Messenger RNA from Protopolystoma xenopodis, 288 nucleotides. Lineage: Eukaryota; Metazoa; Platyhelminthes; Monogenea; Polystomatidea; Polystomatidae. The record is from the annotation of a GenBank genome assembly.